Molecule: messenger RNA, 1155 nt
Organism: Miscanthus lutarioriparius
Lineage: Eukaryota; Viridiplantae; Streptophyta; Magnoliopsida; Poales; Poaceae
Source: the annotation of a GenBank genome assembly
AUGGCCGACUGGGCGGGGCUCCACAAGGACCUGCUCGACCUCGUUGCCGUGCGCCUCUCGUCGCUCGACCUCCUCCGCUUCCGCGCCGUCUGCGGCUCCUGGCGCACCGCCACAGCCGCCUUCACCGCCCGCCGCGGCCGCCCGCGCCCCGACCGCCCCUGGCUGCUCCUCCCCACGGAUGUCAGCGCCGACCUCGCCCUCAACCGCGGCCGCCUAAUCGUGUGCUCCGACCGUGAGGUCUCCGUGGGCACGCUCCCAGCGCGCCUGGGCCGCGUGAACCCGCGCCAGUUCGUGCCUCUCGGCUCCGCGCGCGGGGCGAUUGUCGCCGCGGACGAGCGUGGCGAGAUGCACCUGCUCGACCUCGUUUCCGGCGCGCGCAAGCCGCUGCCAGCCGUCGCCACGCUCCCCCUCGUCGCCCGCGUCGAGGGCCUCCAGGUCCAGCACCUCGGCGGCGGCGUCCUCCCAAUCGAUGCCGUCAUCCAGAAGGCUGUCCCGGUGCCCACCCCCGGCGGCGGCGUCAUGGUCCUGGCCAUCUACCGGCAGCUGAACCACCGCAACCAGUGGGCCACGGCGCGGCCGGGCGACCGCGCGUGGAAGUCCGUGGCGCCGACCAGCAUCCCCUCCGUGGUCGACGUGGUCGUCCACCGGGGCCAGCUCUACGCCAACACGAGGUACGGGAUGAUGUACGUCUUCCCGGAGCUCUACGACCUCAACUCCGCCUUCCCCGAGAUCAUCCCUUCGGUGACGCGCCGCCCGAACGCGUACGUGGAGCGCAGCUUUCUGGUGGAGUCCCCCCGCGGCGAGCUGAUGCAGGUGGAGCUGCUCCGCCCCGUGACGGCCGCGGGAGGAGAAGGGUUCGUGGUGCGCGUGCUGGACGAGUGCGGGGAGACGUGGGAAGACACGGAAGACAUCGGCGACGCCGCCGUGCUCGUGGACGCGGCGAGCGCCGUGGCCGCGUCCACCAGGGUGUGCCCCGCGCUGAGGCCCAACACCGUGUACUAUGCCGUGGACCUGGAGGGGGAGACGCGGGUGUGGGCGUACAGCCUCGCGGGCAAGCACAAGCGCAUCGAGGUCGUGGAGGUGCUGCCGACCGCCGACGGGUACAGGGCGCCGUGCUUCUGGUUCGCGCCGGUGUACUCGCAGCGGCAGCCGUGA